UAGAUAUCCAAAAUGUCGGCUCUUCUCGCAGCUCAGUAUGGGGUGGGGGCAUUGGUUACUGCAACCUUGCACCCGCUUGGAUAUGCAAAAGUCCUAAUUCAGGUUGGACAUGAGCCAAUGAAACCCAAACCAUCGGUGUCCGUUCUUGGCAAGGAAUCACUAGUAUACCCAAAUGUAAUUCAAUAUGUUGGGUACAUUAAGAAAUGUGAUGGAUUCUGGGGGUUGUACAGAGGCGUGUUCCCCAGAGUUGUGUCCGGGACACUGGGAAAUGUGGUCCAGAAUACAGUGAUGGAGAAAUUUAAAGAAAUGAAUAAAGCUGAAGAAGAACAGAAGUCAAGUACUGACGAUGAACUUGUGACGUGGAUUAAAACUUUCUGCAAAGAGACCACACAAGAAACUGCUGGUAGAUGUUUGGGUAUUGUAGCCAGUCAUCCUUUCCAUGUGAUUAUGCUGAGAUGUAUGGUGCAGUUUGUAGGCAAGGAAACAGAAUACAAUUCCAUAUGGUCAUCUAUAGGAGCAGUCUAUAGGAAUGAUGGAAUUCUUGGCUUCUUUGCUGGCAUUGUACCAAGACUGGUGGGAGAGGUGAUAACAGUGUGGAUAACCAACUUCCUUGCUCAGCUAGUCAACAAAUACUUAGUAGAGGAUAAGUUAAGUCAGUCUGUUACUGCUGCAGCAUGUGGGUGAUUGAUUGUGUCCCAUCUGACAUACCCCUUCACUCUUGUUACAAACAUCAUGGCAAUCAAUGGCUCAGGGCUUCAGGCUGCUGGUAGGGUGCAGUAUGGAAGCUGGUAUGAGUGCUUUGGGCAACUGAGAAGACAGGGUGCCCUGAAGCGAGGCUCUAGCAUGUUCUGGCGGUACUACCAGGGGCCACUGAUUCUGAUGGAUGGGAAGCCUUACCCUGCCAACUCCAGGUUUCUACAGUGAGACCACCCUCGUACCGUCCUCCCACUCACACGGAUAGCAUAAUGACUGGAGGAUCAUACCAUAUUUUUGUAAAAUUGGCCCUUGUAACAAACAUAGACACAACUGUAAAUAGCCUGUAGCGUCCAUUGCUCAUUCUCAUUUGAUGAUGAUGUGUAUGUGACUGUUGAUCUUUUGUGAUGAUAGGGGUAAAUGAUAGAAAUAUGAAUGAUUGUUUCAAGUGUCAAGUCUGUUAUUUGACCUGGCAUGUGACUGUUUAGUAUAACAUGACAUAAACACCGAUCCGACCUGACCUGACCUGACCUGACCUGACCCAACCUGACCUGACCUGACCCCGACCCGACCUGACCUGACCCCACCAUUUUGGACCUGUCCUGCCCCGUCCCGACCCGACCCGACCUGACAUGACCCGACCCGACCUCACCAUUUUGGUCCCGUCCCGUCCCGUCCCAUCCCGUCCUGACCCGACUCGACCCGACCUGACCCGACCCAACCUGACUAGACCCGACCUGACCAGACCCGAUCUCACCAUUUUGGACCUGUCCUGAACCGAACUGGAAUUGUCUGGAUUAAUGAUUUCCCCAGGUUAACAAGUCAUUGGUAAGUGGUGAUACUUCAAUAGUUAUUGUCUGGAAUACUGGCAUCCACUGUGUUUCACUGUAAUUAAUAACCAGCCAACAUCUGACCUUCACACAAACAACUGGGUAUGUUUUAGUAAUCUAGAGAAAGAUAGUCCAUAAUUUAUUGCUACCCGACUUUCCCUGAAAUCAUUCUGAGUUGAUUUGUCCCUGAUUGUACAUAAUUUGACUUCCAGGACAGAUACUGUAUCAGUUUCUGUGUAUUUGUUUGGUUUCUAAAUGAUUGUUCAGCUACAUAGUAUGUACCCUUCAACGGGCUCGGUUUCAACUUGAGAGCCGGGACCUGUUGUGAUGUUCCAGAAGUCCAUCACAGUGGACCACAGCAUCAUUACAUUCAUGUGAAUACGGGAAUUGAAUGAUCAGAGUGUAGAGUUACAGCAGUGAGAAUACAGGGGUACAGAUGAGAAUACUGAGAUAUGGAUGAGAAUACUGGGGUACCGCUUUGAGAAUACAGGGGUACAGUAGUGAGAAUACAGAGGUACAGAUGAGAAUACUGAGAUAUGGAUGAAAAUACUGGGGUACAGUUUUGAGAAUACAGGGGUACAGUAGCGGGCAUACAGGGGUACAGAUGAGAAUACUGAGAUAUAGAUGAGAAUACUGAGACAUAGUAAUGAUAAAACUUUGUUUAUUAGACAGUUAAACUGAGUGAUCACUGUUUAGGAUAUCAAAGAAGAUAGU
Messenger RNA from Haliotis rubra (blacklip abalone), 2237 nucleotides. RefSeq names its product mitochondrial carrier homolog 2-like. The record is from RefSeq and is a predicted model, not a curated record. Lineage: Eukaryota; Metazoa; Mollusca; Gastropoda; Lepetellida; Haliotidae. The transcript is spliced from 12 exons.